AAUAAAUGACAUUAUUUCAUUUUUGGGUUAACUAUCUCUUUAAUCUGCUGCUCAAAAACCACAAUAAUUCUUUUCUGAAUUCUUUGUUGAAUAGAAAGACAUUUAUUUGAAAUAGAUGUUUGAAACAUCAUAAAAGAGUUCACUUUCAAUUUUGAUCAAAUCAAUGCAUCCUUGCAGAAUAAAAGGUGCCUAUUAAUUUUUUUUCCAAACAUAAAAACUUGCUGGACACAAACUUUUGAACGGUAGUGUACAUUGUGCUGCUCCUAUGUACAUAUAAAGUGACUGAAACUCCAGCAGCUGUCUGCCUACAUUUACCAAAACUGCCUUUCACUAAGCGCACACAAAAAUGUUUAUUUUUCCGGCAGGGAGUAGCAGCAAACAACAUUCCUGACAUUUAGGAAUGAGAAUGAAAGAAUAUACAAAAAAAAAAAAAAAAAAAACAUUCAAACAUCUCUGAAAAAAUUAGAUUAAACAGUACUCUUGUCUGAUAUAUGUAGAAUACGUCCCCUGUAUGAAAAAAAAUUAUCAUCAAACGAUCAAAAAGAUGAAAGACCGAAAUGGUUAAGGCAACCCGUUUAUCAGGCAGACUAGGAAGUGAGAGCGUAACAGAGGCUAGAGAAAAAUCACAUGACGAUCAGGAUACGAUCCCAUCCACAGUUUCAAUGUUGCGACAGACACAGCCAAUUAUAGCGACAAAUGCUUCCUAACUAGAAAUCAACACGUCAGUCAUUCAUAAUCUGGGUUACUGGGAGGCCGUGCUUGCUUACAAAACACCUUACAACUCAACAGCAGCACUACAACCACACAUUUAGAAAAACGGCAAUCAUCCGACAUCAAAUAUCUAGUUCUAACAUCUGACCAGGAACUGAAGGGGGUUAAAUGAAUCAUCACUAACAGUGAACUAAGAUUGCACUUUCUUUGAUUGAAUCAAUCUCGUCACACAUUACUGUGUUUGACAUCCGCUGGACAAAUGAAAGAUGUCAUUCGCGCUUUUCAAAAUGCAAACCACUUUAGACCUACAUAUAGAGCAUGUUGCCAACAAUUAUACAAGCAAGCAUCACUUCUGGUGACGUACCCAAAACACCUGAAAUAAAGCGAAAGAAACAACGUCAGUUGUUUCGUACACCAACAUCAGAAACGCGGCCUAGCAAUUAUUCACCGAUUACGCACAGUAAACUGACUUUGAGUCACUGUGAUCUAAUCGUCUGUUUAUUUCCUCCAUCGCUCCUAUUUAUCCUGCUAGUUACGAGACCAACUAGAUCGUCCAGAUUACAAUCAAUGUAGACUGUCAGCGCAGGAGCUGUUUUUGAUAGAGGGAGCGUUCUGCUUGUGUCGCGAGCGACGCCUUGUCUGCUAUAUGUGCUAAGGGCGAGGAGCCGAGUAUGUCUCCUCCAUAUAUUGUUUGGAUUGGUCACCACAAGCAGGAAGUGCACCUGACACACAUACGUCAUAAAGGUGGGUGUCUUAAACAAAGAAGGUGACCUCAUAAGGGAAAUGCGGAGCCCAGUCGGUCAGUCACUGAUGGAGGCAAGAGGAACUGAGAUGAAAGAUCAGUCAUGAUUAGCUCAUUAUAUCUUGUGCUUAGUGAUGACAACAGCAUCAAAGAUGCCAGUGCGUUAAUGAUGCUGAGGAAAUGAGAAUGGAGCCACAGUUUGUAAACAAGGUGUCGGAAUUAAACAAGAGUAAACAGACACUCAUUAUUCCUACUGAACUCAGAACACUUAUGUUUAACCUCUUUAAAAGAAUAGUAUUUAUAACAAGUGAUGAAGACACACACACAAAAUUAUUCAAUGUUGUAUUUAUUUGACAUCAGUAUCAGACAUCAAGACAAUGUGAAACCAACAGAAAAGUCUCUUCACUCCUUAAUUUCCUCUUUAUUUAUUUUCAUUUGGAUUACAAAAGCAGAAAUCAAAGUAUUAUAUGUGAAGACUUGAUAAUUAUUGAAACAGCACAUUAUUAGUUUAUAUCGCCUAAUCGAUUUGUGGUGUUGGAUGAUUACAUAAUUGUCCAUCCAUGUGUUCCUUAAUCAGAAUGGCAGCCCUAAACACGAACCAUUCAGCAGGUACGCGCACCUGCUAAUCUGUAGGGAAAUAAGAGUCAUUUCCUUGCAUGGCAAAAGGCGGAGUAUAUGACUGAUGAUCCAGUAAGUUCAGCGCUCAUGCCUCACCCCUCUCGGGACCGCGCCUCCCCAAGGGCUGAAAUGAGUUUCUGCCCCUUUAAGAAGCUGCUCUGUCCAGCACAGCUGGGAUUUCAACAAGGACAGAUAGCGCAAUGAAGAGCAGCGUCGACCCGUCAUCAUGUGCACCGGGCUUCCAAGGACUGCCUGUCCGCUGCGACUUAUUGCCCUCUGCAUCCUUCUCUCCCACGCAGCAGCCUAUUUCGGGCUUACAGGUCGCGAGCCCUUGGUUUUUCUGCCCGGUCCAUUUGCCAACGAGCCUCCAAACGGUAAAGCGCACCUGAAGCAAUGCGAGCAGAUGACUUUGACGCGCCGGCAAAAGCGAUUGUGUCGGCGGGAACCGGGGUUGGCGGAGACUCUGAGGGAAUCUGUCCGCCUCAGCCUCCUCGAAUGCCGCUAUCAGUUCCGCAACGAACGCUGGAACUGUAGUAUGGAUGGCCGUGGAAGCCUUUUAAAACGAGGUUUUAAAGAGACAGCCUUCCUGCUUGCGGUGUCAUCAGCGGCCUUGUCUCACGCACUGGCCAAAGCGUGCAGCUCGGGACGCAUGGAGCGCUGUACCUGUGACGAUUCUCCUGGUCUGCAGCACCGCGAGGCCUGGCAGUGGGGCGUAUGUGGGGACAAUCUGAAAUACAGCACCAAGUUUCUCAAGAAGUUCUUGGGGCAAAAACGGGUCAGCAAGGACCUGCGUGCCCAGAUCGACGCUCACAACAUUAACGUCGGCAUCCGGGCAGUGAAGAGUGGACUUAAGACUACUUGUAAGUGUCACGGCGUCUCCGGUUCGUGUGCUGUGAGGACGUGCUGGAAGCAGCUCUCCCUGUUUCAAGACACAGGCCAUUUGCUGAAGUACCGCUAUGACACGGCCGUUCGAGUGCACAGCGUCACCAACUCCGCCACAGGGGAGACGGAGCUGGCGAGCGCUCGUCGACAUAGCAACACAGUUCCCCGUCCACGGCCCACUGAGCUGGUGUUUCUGGAGGAGUCGCCCAGCUUCUGCAGGCCAUCACGAUACUCGCCCGGGACGGCCGGCAGACCGUGCUCCAAGGACACCAGUUGCAGUAGCCUUUGCUGUGGACGAGGCUACAACACGGCCCUCCGCCUCACCACCCUCUCCUGCAACUGCCAGGUCCGCUGGUGCUGUCACGUCGAGUGUCAAACCUGCCUCCGAGAAGAGGAGGUCUACACUUGCAAGAAACAUUGAUAGACCAUGCAAGAAGGAGACUGAGAGGAAGAAGCAGAAAGUGAGGAAGGUUGUGGAUGCGUCUAGUAGUCAACUAAUGAGAGAUUUGGAAAGGUUUGGAUGUUGUGAUCCAGGUUGUGCUAAGAGAAAAGAUUUUGAGGAUGAUCUGCCAGUCUUACCUGAUUCAGAAUGGCUUAGAUGAGAUAGCUAAAUAGCUGAGCGUCACUUUCUCAAACUCUGGGCUCCCACAUGGAGUUCCUAACUCUGAGGAACAUUUUCAUGUAAUCUAACCAAUCAGCACCUAAACAAGAGUAUACAAGCCGCUGCUUACCCCUGUCCUUCAACAAUUCUUCCUCCAACUUCUUGGUCGGUUACCAAUAAAACCAGUCAAGAGAGUCCAAGGGGGGUAUUUACGGCUCGGGUCGGUCUUGAACCCUCCAUGGACAGCAAGCCAAAUAUGUAUACCUUCUCUUCAUUAAAGAUUACAUGAACAUGUGAACUCAUGAAACCUGGACAUUGGCCCCAGAGCGUUUGUGAGAUGCUUGACUAGAAUAAAAUGGCUCUUCUGCUGUUAAGGAAACAAAAUAGGACGUUCCACGUGUUUCCCAGCUUCUCGCAAGAAGUGGAGGUUUGAAUUGAACCAGACCACUCUUUUCUUCUGCAGUGAUAAACCAACCUCACCGGGAAGGCUGCCUUUUGAACAGUCUGUGUUGCACGCACACUAAUGGCAAUGGACUAGUGAUCUGCGACAUUUAGAUAUACUCAAACUAAUAAGUGAGAUGGCGGUCUGCUCACUUACAAUUCUGACUGCUUGUCUCUUUUUACCUGCCUAUACUGUAUAUCUCUCUAUUGCUCUGAGAGUCCACAUAUGGCUUCAAAAUAUACUGAAAGUAUGAAGCACUUA
This is a messenger RNA of Ctenopharyngodon idella (grass carp), 4257 nucleotides long. RefSeq names its product wingless-type MMTV integration site family, member 9B (gene wnt9b). Lineage: Eukaryota; Metazoa; Chordata; Actinopteri; Cypriniformes; Xenocyprididae. Gene Ontology annotation, molecular function: cytokine activity; frizzled binding. Gene Ontology annotation, biological process: canonical Wnt signaling pathway; cell fate commitment; multicellular organism development. The transcript has 5 exons. The record is from RefSeq and is a predicted model, not a curated record. The coding region runs from base 2298 to 3374 and encodes 358 amino acids. Gene Ontology annotation, cellular component: extracellular region.